Messenger RNA from Pteropus alecto (black flying fox), 1855 nucleotides. RefSeq names its product PHD finger protein 21B (gene PHF21B). The transcript is spliced from 14 exons. NCBI's taxonomy places the organism in Eukaryota, Metazoa, Chordata, Mammalia, Chiroptera, Pteropodidae. Bases 123 to 1709 code for a protein of 528 amino acids. The record is from RefSeq and is a predicted model, not a curated record.
GGCUUGUGUCCCCCCACCCGCGAGGCCCAGUCCGCCCCCGCCCACUCCUGCCCCAGCCGAGCCGCGCAACUUCCCGGCAGCCGGGGCCAAAGUGAGCGCAAAGUGCUGCCCAAGUUGCUGGGAUGGAGCUGCAGAGCCGGCCCGAGGCGCUCGCCGUGGAACUCGCGCGCCACCAGAACGGCGACCUCAAGAAGCAGCUCCACGAGAGACAGCCGCGGAUCGCCGCGCUCAGCGACAAACAAGCUUUGGGAACCAUCACUGCAGUGCCUGUCACAGGUCCUCAGGUCAGCUCCUUGCAGAGGUUGGCCAGGCAAGGAGCGGCGGUGCUACCUCAGGUUAGGCCAAAGACUCUGAUUCCAGACAGCCUCCCCCUUCCCCCAGGCCGGGAUCGGCCACCCAAGCAGCCCCCGACAUUCCAGAAGGCCACCGUGGUCAGUAUCAAGAACCCCAGCCCAGCCCUCCCCACCGCCAACAACACCGUGAGCCAUGUGCCAACGCCCGGCAGCCAGCCCCAGGCCCUCGCCGAGCCCGCCGCCAUCACCUCCCCUCUGAGCAGUGCUGGGGUGGCCUAUGCCAUCAUCUCCACCGCCCCCAGCAAUGCCGCCGCCAUCACCCCCAGCACCGCCGUGUCCGUGGUCAGCGACAGCCUCAAAGUGCAGCCCCUCCUCAUCAGUGCCGACAACAAGGUGAGGGGCGCCCUCGGGCCGGCCCCAGCCCCGUGGACACAUCGCUGCCCUCCUUCCCCCUCCCUCCUCUCUCUCUCCCCACCCCGUCCCCCCUCACCCCUCCACGCCAUCUUCCAGGUCAUCAUCAUCCAGCCUCAGGUGCAGGCGCAGCCCGAGGGCACAGCGGAGGCACGGCCACCCACGGAGGUGCCAUCUCAGGGAGCGCAGGCCACCAAAAAGCGGAAGGAGGAUCGGCCCCCGAGCCAGGAGAACCCCGAGAAAAUCGCCUUCAUGGUGGCGCUAGGUCUGGUCACCACGGAGCACUUGGAAGAAAUCCAGAGCAAGCGCCAGGAGCGGAAGAGAAGAAGCACAGCCAACCCCGCCUACAGCGGCCUCCUGGAGACGGAGAGGAAACGGCUGGCGUCCAACUAUCUCAACACCCCCCUGUUUCUCACAGCACGAGCCAAUGAGGACCCCUGCUGGAAGAACGAGAUCGCCCACGAUGAGCACUGUGCUGCCUGCAAGCGAGGGGCCAACCUACAGCCCUGCGGCGCCUGCCCCGGGGCCUACCACCUCAGCUGCCUGGACCCGCCCCUCAGGACAGCACCCAAGGGCGUGUGGGUAUGCCCCAGGUGCCAGCAGAAGGCCUUAAAGAAAGACGAUGGUGUGCCCUGGACCGGGAUGCUGGCCAUCGUGCACUCCUAUGUCACCCACAAGACAGUCAAAGAAGAGGAGAAGCAGAAGCUGCUGCAGAGAGGCAGCGAGCUGCAGAGCGAGCACCAGCAGCUGCAGGAGCGGGACCGGCGCCUGGCCUCGGCGGUGAAGAAAUGCCUGGAGCUUAAAACGAGCCUGCUGGCCCGGCAGAGGGGCACCCAGUCGUCCUUGGACCGCCUGCGGGCCCUCCUGAGACUGAUACAGGGCGAGCAGAUGCUCCAGGUCACCAUGACAACCGCCAGCCCUGCCCCAAUGCUGACUGGGCCCUGGACCAAGCCCUCAGCAGCAGCCAUGCACUCUGCCCUCCAGCAUCCCCAGGGGCACAAUUGACCCCGAGGGACCUGUCUUCACACCCACAGAAGUCACUGAGACCCUGCUCACAAGACCCGAGGGUUCUGUCAGCCUUAAUUCAUAAACACUAUGAAUUUCAGACAAACAUAAAACCAGAGAGAAAGAGACAGAGGAAAGCAGGGAGA